AUGCUUUCUCCGCCCGUCAAGGAGAGACACCCAGUCAAGGACCUCCAAAAGGUCUUUCACUACACAGAUACCAUGACUCGCAAGCCUACGAGAGACAAUGACCCAUACGAAUAUCAGGCUGGCUUCGGUAAUCGCCACCAAUCUGAAGUGAUUCCCGGGACACUGCCGGCAGGACAGAACAAUCCCCAGGAACCGCGUUUUGGUCUAUACACUGAAGGAAUCACAUAUUCUGCAUUCGCAGCUCCUCGACACGCCAACUUCAGCACCUACAUGUAUCGGGUGCGACCUGCAGCAGCUCAUAAUGGCUAUAAGGCCAACAUCCCCCACAAAUCCGAUAUCGAAAAUUGUUUCCUCACUUUGAAUCCAAAGGUUGCCACACUGGCCGAACAAGGCGAAUGGGCCCCCUUUCCAUUGCCCGGUGACGACGAAAAGAUUGAUUUCAUUGACGGACUACACACCCUCGGAGGAAGCGGUGAUCCCAACCUCCGCGAGGGCAUUGCACUCUAUGUUUACAUGAUAAAUGCUGACAUGGACCACCGUGCAUUCUGUAACACCGAUGGCGACUUCUUGAUUGUCGCUCAACUGGGUAACCUGGACAUUCAGACCGAACUUGGCAAGCUUUUCCUGCAACCCGGCGAGAUCUGUGUGGUUCCGCGAGGCAUCCGAUUCUCGAUUCGGCUGGGCCCUGGCUAUAGCGUUGCUCGGGGGUAUAUCACAGAAGUUUGGGGUUCACGGUGGGAUUUGCCUGAUCUGGGUCCCAUUGGAGGACAUGGGCUUGCCAACCCGCGUGAUUUCUUGCACCCAAUCGCAUACAUUGACGAUAAUCUACAUGAGGACUGGGCAAUUGUGAAUAAAGCAAAUGGGUUGUAUCAUGCUAUUGAGCAAGAUCAUAGUCCGUUUGAUUUGGUUGCUUGGCAUGGCAAUGUUGUCCCGUACAAAUACGAUCUGACAAAGUUUUCUUCUCAAAAUGCCACUUCGAUCGAUCACACCGACCCCUCUGUGAAUUGCGUGUUGACUGCCGCCUCUCGCGAUCCGAAUAAUCCGCUGGCGGAUUUCCUAUGGUUCGGGCCGCGCUGGGAUGUAGCCUCCAACACGUUCCGACUACCCUAUUUCCACCGCAACUCGGCUACUGAGUUCCUGGCCUCGUUAUAUGGAAAUGGAUUGGGUCGUUCGGAUGACUUCCUGCCUGGUGGAGGUAGUGUGGAGAUCAGCCAUACUCCCCAUGGAAACUUCAGUGAAGACUACGUGUAUGAGAUGCGGAACCAGGUGAAUGAGCCCCGGAAGAUUCUUGAAAACCAAAUGACUAUCAUGAUUGAGAGCAGUCGGUCGUUCUUGUUCACUGAAUAUGCCCGCACUGGAUGCGGUACAUUCAAGGAUCAGGGUACCGACCCCAAGGUGUGGGAUGCUUUGCCAGACAAAUUCUCAGCAUAUCCGAAUAUUCAGAAGAUCCUGCAGCAUGCCAAGGAGGACAAGGAGGCUCGCAAGCGGCGGCUGGAGACCUUUUAUGAUGACGAUCAGCUGGCGGAGUUGGCUCGCCAGUAG
Penicillium waksmanii is the source of this 1542-nucleotide messenger RNA. RefSeq names its product Homogentisate 1-2-dioxygenase. The record is from RefSeq and is a predicted model, not a curated record. Bases 1 to 1542 code for a protein of 513 amino acids. Gene Ontology annotation, cellular component: cytoplasm. Gene Ontology annotation, molecular function: homogentisate 1,2-dioxygenase activity. Lineage: Eukaryota; Fungi; Ascomycota; Eurotiomycetes; Eurotiales; Aspergillaceae. The transcript has 5 exons. Gene Ontology annotation, biological process: L-phenylalanine catabolic process.